This is a messenger RNA of Closterium sp. Naga37s-1, 3588 nucleotides long. NCBI's taxonomy places the organism in Eukaryota, Viridiplantae, Streptophyta, Zygnematophyceae, Desmidiales, Closteriaceae. The record is from the annotation of a GenBank genome assembly.
AUGCAGGACCUAGCAGGGUUGGGAAUUGAGACGGUGCAAUUAGAUGUGACUUCCACAGCCUCUAUUCAAGAAGCCGUCAGCACAAUCAUUUCUAAGGCCGGCAGAAUAGACAUUCUGGUGAACAACUCGGGGGCGGGCUGUUUCGGCCCCAUGGCGGAGAUGCCUCUUGAUUCGUUCCGCAGCAACAUGGAGACCAACGUGAUUGGCCUGCUCGCUGUCACUCAGGCAGUAGUGCCUCAUAUGGUGGAACAGGGCAGUGGCAAGGUCGUGAACAUAGGGUCGGUGUCAGCAUGGAUCACCACGCCGUUUGCCGGCACAUACUGUGCCGCCAAGGCAGCAGUGCACAGCAUCUCUCACGCGCUCAGAAUGGAGCUGAAGCCGUUUGGAAUUCAAGUCAUGCUCGUUGCGCCGGGUGCAAUCAGGUCCAACUUUGGUGGCAACUCUUCCUCCUCCGUCUCCCACCUACGUCUCAAGAUCUUCUCCCGCUUCCAGCAGCAGAUAGAGGCCAGGGCAGGGGCGUCCCAGACGCCCCAGUCCACACCAGGAGACGUGUUUGCGAGGGCUCUAGUGGAGAAAGCUUUGGCCAAGAGGGUGCCAAUAGAGUGGGCGUUUGGACAUCUGGUGGGGUCUUUCCGGGACGACGCGCCCUUGAAGGGCGUGGGCGCGGGCGCCGAGGGAAAGGGCGCGGGGGAAAAGGGCGCAACAGGGAAGGGCGCAACGGGCAAGGGCGCAACGGGCAAGGGCGCAACGGGCAAGGGCGCAACGGGCAAGGGCGCAACGGGCAAGGGCGCAACAGGCAAGGGCGCAACGGGCAAGGGCGCUGAAGGCAAGGGCGGAGCGGGAGCUACCGCAGCGGGUAAAGUCGCGCCGGGCAAGGACGCGGCAGGCAAGGGCUCGGAAGGCAAGGGCGCGGAAGGCAAGGGCGCAACGGACGCUGGCGAAGCGGGCAAGGGUGCGGCAGGCAAGGGCGUGGCUAAGGUCGCAAAGAAAAAUGUGAGGGUCGCACCGAACAAGGUCGCAGCCAAGGGCGCGGCGGGAAUGGUCGCACCGAACAAGGGCGCGGUGGACAAUCAUGGUGCAGCAGACAAGGGCGCGGCUAAGAAUGACGCACCGAAGAAAAAGUUCGCGGCCAUUCCAAUGGUAGCACCGAACAAGGGCGCGGGUAACAACGGCGCACCGACGAAGGUCGCAGCCAAGGGCGAGGCGGGAAUGGUCGUACCGAACAAGGGCGCGGCGUCGACGAGCAAGGGUGCGGAGAACAAGGGCCCGGCAGGCAAGGGCGCGUCAGCCAAGGGAGCGGCCGGCAAGGGCGCGACGGGCAAGGGCGGGGCAAACACGGACGCGGCUGGCAAGGGCGCGGCGGGAAAGUUCGUGCCGAGCGAGGCGAACAAGGGCGCAGCAGGCAAAGGCCCGGCGAACAAGCCCGUGGCAGGCAAGGGCGCGGCGAAGAUGGGCGCGGCGGGAAAGAGCGCGGCGAAGAUGGGCGCGGCGGGAAAGAGCGCGGCUGAAAUGGGCGCGGCGCGCAACGAGGGGUCAUCCCACGUGGGAAAUGCGCAGCCAGGUGCGGGCGCCGCGACUGCGCGUCACAUCAACAACAACCAGCCCGCUGCGAUGAUGGGCGCGGCGAGCAACUUGAACAGGCCCAACACGAACACACCCGGCGUGGCGCCUCACAUGGCGACGGCCGAGGACGUGGCGAUCGUUCCCCAGGCGCCGGCGCCGGCGCCUGCGAGUCACAGCGCCGCGAAUCCGCCUGUUGCUGCGAUGAUGGGAGCGAGCAACAAACCCGCACAUCCUCACAUGGCGACGGCCGAGGAUGUGACGAUUCACGGUGGCGGUAAGACGGCAUCAGGCAACGCGGCACUUGCCCCGUCAAACGCACAAUCGCCGCGCCAACACGGCGCGCGCCCUCACAUGGCAACGGCGGAAGAUGUGGCGAUCGUUCCCCAGGCGCCGGCAGCGGAGGAGGACGAGGGCACAGUCAAGGGCGCACCUUCCCGCUUGGCUCGCUUCAGCAACAACAACAAUGGCUGGGAGCUUGAGGACAAACAGCGCACUGGGUUUCACAAGGCACAGCAGUUUCGCAUGGCGACACGCAGCGAUGUGGCCAUUCACAGGAGCGGGAUGCAAGGUGCGAAGCGUGGUGUGAGCCAUGGGAGUGGGCUCGGCAGGGCACAGCAGUUUCGCAUGGCGACAAGCAAUGAUGUGCUAAUUCACAGGAGCGGGGCUCAAGGCACGAACCGUGGUGUAAGCCAUGGGAGUGGGCUCAACGGGGCACAGCAGUUUCGCAUGGCAACGAGCAGCGAUGUGGCCAUUCACAGGAGCGAGAUGCAAGGUGCGAACCGUGCUGCAAACCAUGAGAGUGGGCUCAACGGGGCACAGCCGGCUCAAGGCGCAUACCGCGGUCUGGAGGAGUAUGGGAGUGAGCAGCUGGGUUCUCUUGCAUCUAUGCAAGCCGACGAUGGAGAUUACCAUGGUGAGUACUACAGUGGUGAUUCUGCAGGUGGUGGCUAUGGUAGCAAGCCCGGAAGCGGCGGCGCCGCGUCCGCGCAGAGCGAGGCGAUCGACCGGCGAGAGCGGCUGCGACGGCUGGCUCUCGAAACCAUCGACCUCGCGAAGGAUCCGUACUUCAUGCGGAACCAUCUCGGAAGCUACGAGUGCAAGCUGUGUUUGACGCUUCACAACAACGAGGGCAACUACCUCGCUCACACGCAGGGCAAGCGCCACCAGCAGAAUCUGGCGAAGCGAGCAGCCAAGGAGGCACAGGAAGCACCGGCGCUGCCCCAACCCGCCCGGCCCCGAGUGAACCCACGGAAGACAGUGAAGAUUGGUCGACCUGGUUACCGUGUUACCAAGCAGUUCGACCCUGAGACGCACCAACGAUCGCUGCUCUUCCAGAUCGAGUACCCAGAGAUAGAGGACGGGGUGAAGCCACGCCACCGCUUCAUGUCUUCCUAUGAGCAGCGAGUUGAGUCAUGGGACAAGAGCUUUCAGUACCUGUUGUUUGCAGCAGAGCCGUACGAAAUCAUAUCUUUCAAGCUAUCCAUCCCUGCCCCUUCCCCCCUGCGCUUUCCCUUCUCACAUCAGAUCCCCAGCACAGAAAUCGACAAGACCCCAUCCAAGUUCUUCUCGCACUGGAACCCUGACACCAAGACGUUCACAGUAACUCCAGCUUUAAGUCAAGCCCCGCCCAGUCGCCCCCACCAACCCCAACGCCCAUGUGCUCCCCUUUUCCACCUCACGUCUCUAUACUUCAAGCCGCGCCCAUAUGGGGGGGGAGGCGGGUACAUGCCUCCCCCUCCCCCGCCACAGCAGCAGGGGGGAGGUGGGGGGGGAAUGGGGGCGUAUGGGGGCGCGUAUGGGGGGUAUCCCCCUAGCAACCAGCCACAGGGAUAUGGGGGGGGAGCAGGGGGAACAGGGGGAGGAGGGGGGGGAGCAGGGGGAGGGGGAGCAGGGGGACCGCCAGUGUCCAGACCCCCACCCCCACCCCAGCAGCAGCAAGGGGGAAUGUAUUCUUCUGUUCCCCCGCCUCCCCCUGCUGCACCUGGGGGGUACCAGCCCCCCCCACCACCACCACCAACCCAGUAG